AUGGCCAGCUGCGACGAGUUUGGAAACAGCACAACUGACAUUGACGAUGACGAGGAGAGAUGGAUCUUCAUUGGCGGGAUGGGCACGAGCGGUAUUCAGAUGGCAACCUACGGGCUCCCCUUCGACAUGCUCCUCCUCGCCAUCCAGCGGUGCUUCCCUUUCGAAACCCAAGCCUCGCGCGCCCUCUACACCGAGCUCCGCACAGCCCUCCUCGACGCCGCCGUCCACCGGGUCGCCGUACUUGCCCACAACAACGGCUCUCUACCCGUUGCGCACGUUCUCGCUCGCCUCUGCUCCGAUAUUCAAGCCGAAAAGCUCUCGAAACUCGAGAUCUACACCUUUGGUGCCGCGGCUUCAGAAUUUGUAGCACCUCUCGGAGAAACCAGCCGCAAGGUCACCCGCUUUGAGGAUGGAUCCACCGCGGUGGUUGAAGAACGUGGUCCUCACAUCGAGCACUUCGCCUACGCCAACGACCCAUUCGCUCAGAUGGGCGUGCUCCGGUCUGUUCAAAAGAAGCCUGACGGCCGAUUCUGUGGCGGCGUUUUCGUGAUCCAGAACCAGGUGCCCCAACCCUCUGGCCACUGGGUUCCCGACCAGCGUCCCGUGAUGCUUUUGACAGACUAUCUCUCGGCCCUCUUUCCCGAUCCUUCAUCGCCACAGGCUCCCAGCAGCAUCCUCGACUACGUCAUGAUGAUCGACCGCGACAUUGCCGAGAAGCGCGAGCUCGCUGCCAUGGCAAACUACGCGCAGACGCGCCGAUCCCGUAAGGACAGCCGCCGCCUCAGCUGGACUGGUCUAGGAGCGACUGUCGGCGGCAGAAGCGGCGUCAUGGACGGUGUCACUGGACUCGAGAUGGCGAGACGCGGAUGCCGCGACUGCGACGGCCAUCGUGGACGCGAGGUCAGUUGGCUCUCCAACUACGUGCAAACCGGCUGGGUCGUCGAGAAGGAGGCUCACGUCGUCGAUGCCAUGGGUGUUGGAGGCAAGUUUUAA
Messenger RNA from Colletotrichum fioriniae, 993 nucleotides. NCBI's taxonomy places the organism in Eukaryota, Fungi, Ascomycota, Sordariomycetes, Glomerellales, Glomerellaceae. The record is from RefSeq and is a predicted model, not a curated record.